UUUUAAUAUAUAUUCUACUAUAAAAUUUUUAAAUUAAAAACAUAUUUAUAUAUGUAUAAGGAAUAAAUUCAUUAGAAUGCAUAUAAAACAGUUACGAAGAACAGGCAGACAGACAUUCAGAUAGAAAAAAAUAAUAAUAAGAGUAACGUAAGUUUUGUAUACUGUAAUAUGAAGAAUGUAAACUUUUUCAUUUUUAAUUGUUGAAUUAUGUAUGGUGCAUUUUAAAGUUAUUGCGAAAGUAAUCAUAUAAUGUCGAAAAUGACGUUAAAUUACAUUAGCAAGUUUGCUUUUCAAAUUUGUUUACAAAGGCAUAAGGUUGCUAAUGUAAGACUAAUACAAAGUCGAACCUUCGCAUUAAAUGCUCAACAAUCUGAACAGAAAAUAUUAGAAUGUUUAAAUGAAAGAUCUGUAUUACGUCUUAGUGGACAUGAAUCUGCUACCUUUUUACAAGGUUUGAUAACAAAUGAUAUAGGAUAUCUUAAAGAAGGCUCUGCAAGUAUUUAUUCUUUGUUUCUAAAUAUCAAAGGUAGAGUAUUAUAUGAUACUAUUUUGUAUAAAAGCAAAGAGGAUAAUGUAUUUUACAUAGAAUGUGAUACUGGAGUAGUGGAGUCUUUAGAAAAGCAUUUAAAGAUGUAUAGGAUAAGAAAAAAAAUAGAUAUAUUAUGUAUAGAUAAAAAUAUGAAAGUUUGGUCUAUGUUUGAUCCAACUAAGGUUAUUGAUGGCGAAAAUAACAGUUCUUUUGAAGGCUCUAUUUUACCCUGUGAUACUACAAAUAACAAAGCUAGCAAAUUUAUAGACAAUAUUAUAAUAUGUCAAGAUCCUAGAUCAUCAAGUUUUGGCUUAAGAAUUCUUGCUGACUCAGAUAUUGAAAGAUCCGAAAUCAUAAAAUAUUUGAAUCCUAAUAUCUCUAUUUCUGAGGAUAGUUUAAGCUACAAAGAAUUUAAAUACAAAAUUGGUCUUGCUGAAGGUGUCAAUGAUUUACCACCAGGCAAACCAUUACCUCUGGAAAUUAAUUGUGACUAUUUACACGGUAUUAGUUUUCAGAAAGGUUGCUAUAUUGGUCAAGAACUAACAGCUCGUACAUAUCACACUGGUGUAGUGAGAAAACGUUUAUUACCUUUCAUAUUUGAUCAGAUUCCAACUAUAUCUUUUAAAUAUGAUGAAAAAAUCUUUGAUGAAUCUGGCAAGGUAAUAGGUCAUUAUCGGGGACAUAAUAAUAAACAUGGCUUAGGACUAAUGCGUCUAGGCGAAACAUUCAAUGCUAAACAAAUUAAAAUACAAGAAUAUCCAAUCAAAGUAAUAAAACCUGCAUGGUGGCCACGAGACUCUAAAAAAGAAGGGAUUUCUACUCAAUAACAAAAUUUAAUUUAAUUAUUUAAUUUAUAAUUCUCUUAAUUGAUUAUUGAUUAUUAUAUAUGAGCAUGAAAUAAAUUAAAGCGAUGCAAUCAAUGUAA
Molecule: messenger RNA, 1454 nt
Organism: Vespa crabro (European hornet)
Lineage: Eukaryota; Metazoa; Arthropoda; Insecta; Hymenoptera; Vespidae
Product: putative transferase CAF17 homolog, mitochondrial
Exons: 2
Coding region: 250-1356 (368 amino acids)
Cellular component (GO): mitochondrial matrix
Molecular function (GO): protein binding
Source: RefSeq, a predicted model, not a curated record